Rotaria sp. Silwood2 is the source of this 1158-nucleotide messenger RNA. The record is from the annotation of a GenBank genome assembly. Lineage: Eukaryota; Metazoa; Rotifera; Eurotatoria; Philodinida; Philodinidae.
AUGCAAAGAGAAGACUCAAAUCUAUCUUUUCGAUUGUCGCCAUCUCGAACGUCACUUGAUUCUGGAGUUUCAAAUCAGUCGAAUCACAAUGAGUGCGAAAGCGCUUCAAUAUAUCCAUUAAAAUCGUUGGAAAAUGAAUGUGUAUCGAAAAUAAUUCAAGUUCUCGAGUUAGAUGAUUCGAUUGAUUCAGAAAUUAUUGCUAAACAAUUAAUGAUUAAAGGAAGACAAGCUUUACGAGAUUUUGAGCAAGAUGUAUCACGGAAUAUAUUUAAAAAACAAAUGAGUAACGAGCAAAGUGAACUGCUAGAAAUCGUAAAAGCUUAUGUAAAACAACAAUGGAAAGAAAUGAUUACUGAAGAAUGGUUUCUCAAGUUUCUUCGACAGCAAACAUUAGAAUCAACAGUUGUCUAUGAUGAAAUACUGACACGAACCGCAGAAUAUGGUUCGAAAUUUAUCAAAGACAAUCUUCUAUUAUCUUUAACACUUCAGUUUCUAUUCGAAUUCGAUAAUGAAACUAUGGACAACGAUGAUUUAUUCAAUCAGAUAUGGAACACAUUGAUCACAGAAGGCCGUCAAGGCAUUCAACAUUAUAAAGAAUAUAUUUCUGCAAAAGUCCUCAAUGAACAAUUAGAAAAUGAUCAAAGUCCAUUAUACUUGGCUUUACGUGAUUAUUUUGAGAGACCGUUGAAAAAUUUAUUUAAGCAGAAAGAAGUCAGUAUUUCUAAUCCUGAGACAUUGAGAACAGCUCUAGAUUGUGUUGCACGUAGUGGUUGGUCGAAUGGUUUACAUGAUGAAAAAGUAACCGAUUCCAUUGCACCAAAAAAAUUCAAGAUACUCAUUGGAAAACUAACAGAAUAUUUAAAGAGUCAAGGUUUAUCAAUACCGGAUGAAUCGUCUUCGAAUGAAAAGUUAAGACAUAAAUCAGAAGAAAUUCGAAUGCUAAUCGAAUCAUCCUUUCCAACACAACGCGGUACUACUACUUCAGAUUCAGCUCCAGGUAAAGCAGAUUUGACCGAUACAAGAAACAUACAAAUAUCUUUUCAAGGAGUCAUCAGUGAAAUCAUCCUAGUUUCUUCUAAUUCGUAUAACAAUGAAAAUUCAAAUCAUUUCUUGCUAAUUAAAAUAAGUGCCGUUAACAAGAGUGAUGAGAUACAGUAG